AAAGUCCGUCCCGACAGCCCCGAUGACCGCAAUUACCUCCUAGCCUUGAAUGAGGUGUGGGAUGAGCUGGAGGCCCUGUUGAACAGCGACGUCGGUUGGCAGUGGGCCGACGCGCGUGAACUCUACGACAUCCUCGGUGAUGAGAACGUUCGGAAGGGCUUAAUCAAGUACUCAUUUUCAAAUUGUUGCUUGCCGCAAAUCGACCAGAAUUUCUAG
Dibothriocephalus latus is the source of this 216-nucleotide messenger RNA. The record is from the annotation of a GenBank genome assembly. NCBI's taxonomy places the organism in Eukaryota, Metazoa, Platyhelminthes, Cestoda, Diphyllobothriidea, Diphyllobothriidae.